Messenger RNA from Suricata suricatta (meerkat), 2668 nucleotides. RefSeq names its product cilia and flagella associated protein 70 (gene CFAP70). The transcript is spliced from 21 exons. Gene Ontology annotation, cellular component: extracellular exosome; motile cilium. Bases 16 to 2463 code for a protein of 815 amino acids. Gene Ontology annotation, molecular function: protein binding. The record is from RefSeq and is a predicted model, not a curated record. NCBI's taxonomy places the organism in Eukaryota, Metazoa, Chordata, Mammalia, Carnivora, Herpestidae. Gene Ontology annotation, biological process: cilium movement; cilium assembly.
CCUCCGCAGAACUAUAUGGUUGGUCUGCAAGUUCCAUCAGUUGGAGAGAAAGACUAUCCCAUUUUGUUCAAGAAUGGAACUCUGAAGAUUGGAGGAGAAAGAGAACCUGUUCCCCGGCCCAAAAAAUGGCCAAUUGCUAACAUUCUGGCCCCAGGAGCUAAUAACGUUCCUGAUGCUUUCAUUAUUGGUGGGCCCUAUGAGGAAGAAGAAGGAGAACUCAACCACCCUGAGGACAGGGAAUUUAGGAAUCAAGCAGAGUGCAUAAAGAAAAGGAUUAUUUGGGACUUGGAAAGUCGCUGCUACCUUGAUCCUCCUGCAGUGGUCAGUUUUCAGAAGCGAAUUGCUGAUUGCCGAUUUUGGCCCGUAGAGAUCACAAGAGUUCCUCUGACUACUGUACCCAAAGGGAAAGCUGCAAAAUUUGAUAAGACUGAUGAUGAAAAUCAGCUUUCAUUUCAUGGUGUGGCUUAUGUAAAUAUGGUCCCAUUGCUGUAUCCAGGUGUGAAGAGGAUUCGGGGAGCUUUUCAUGUUUAUCCUUAUGUAGAUAGUACAGUCUAUGAAAAGCUCGUUGAGCAUGAGGUCAAGGAUAUGAUUCCUCCAAGGCCGCCUCUUACCCGUCGGACAGGAGGAGCUCAAAAGGCGGUGAGUGACUACCACAUGCAGAUCAAAAAUAUUUCUAGAGCCAUUCUGGAUGAGUAUUACAAGAUGUUUGGAAAACAGGUGGCCAAACUAGGGAAUGACAUGGAUAGUGAAACCCUAGAGGAACAGAAGUGCCAGCUCAACUAUGAACUUAACUGCUCUGGAAAAUACUUUGCUUUCAAAGAACAACUCAAGCAUGCUGUAGUAAAGAUUGUGAGAGAGAAGUAUUUGAAGACGACAUCGUUUGAAAGCCAGGAGGAACUGCAGACAUUUAUCAGUGAGCUCUAUGUGUUCUUGGUGGACCAGAUGCAUGUGGCCUUAAACCAGACCAUGCCAGAUGAUGUCCAAGGUGCUGUUUCAACCAUUUGUACAAGCAAUGAACAGCUUCGACUCUUUGCAUUUGAAGCAGAAGUCAAUGAGAACUUUGAAAUGGCAGCAGAGUAUUAUGAAGAGAGGUUGGUCCGUGAGCCCCAGAACCUGGAACACUGGCUGGACUAUGGUGCCUUCUGCCUCCUAACUGAGGACAACAUCAAAGCACAGGAGUGUUUUCGGAGAGCCCUUUCCCUGAACCAGAAUCAUAUCCACAGCUUGUUGCUGUGUGGUAUCCUGGCUGUCUUGAUGGAGAACUAUGAGCAGGCAGAAAUUUUCUUUGAGGAUGCUACUUGCUUGGAGCCAACGAAUGUUGUAGCCUGGACUUUACUUGGUUUGUACUAUGAAAUUCAAAACAAUGAUAUUCGAAUGGAAAUGGCAUUUCAUGAAGGCUUCAAACAACUUCAGGCACAAGUGACGAAGCAGGGGAGCACUGGUACUGUAGAAUACACUGAAGAAGGAGAGAAAGUAGAAUCCAGUUUAGGCCCUUGGGGAAUCCCUAAUGGUGCUGCAACAGCAGUGAAAGUGGAAGCCGCAGCAGGACCAAGAGACCCAUCAUACAUUCUAGAUGAUAUUCUUGAAGAAUCCUCCAAACUGCAGUCUGGUUCACAAGAACACAUUUUGUCCCUACAAUCUCAAGAUCCAACUAUCAACCAAAAACCAUCCAAUAUACUUCUCAAAGAUAUACCAGCAAAGAAAGAACCAUCAAAACGUCAUGAUUCAUCAACCUUUUUGCAUCCCGGCCCUUAUGGUGUUUCCCAAACUCCUGCCACUAUCUUCAUGGAGACCAUACGCUUCUUGAUGAAGGUCAAUGCUGUGCAGUAUGUGCACAGAGUGCUUGCACAUGAGCUGUUAUGCCCUCAAGGAGGUCCCAGCUGUGAGUAUUACUUGGUGCUGGCCCAGACACACCUUCUCAAGAAGGACUUUGCCAAGGCCGAGGAAUGCCUUCAACAAGCAGCCCAGAUGGACUACCUGAACCCUAAUGUCUGGGGCAUGAAGGGCCAUCUCUGUUUUCUAAGUGGAAAUCAUGCUGAGGCCAAGGCAUGCUAUGAGCGAACCAUUAGUUUUGUAGUGGAUGCUUCUGAGAUGCACUUCAUCUUCCUGCGACUGGGGCACAUCUAUCUGGAAGAGAAAGAGUAUAAAAAGGCAAAGCAAACCUACCUGCAAGUCUGCAAGAGAUCACCUUCAUGCCUUACCUGGCUAGGACUGGGAAUCGCCUGUUAUCGGCUGGAGGAGUUCACAGAAGCCGAAGAUGCUCUCUCUGAAGCCAAUGCAUUGAACAACUACAAUGCUGAAGUAUGGGCAUAUUUGGCUCUGGUCAGCCUCAAAGCUGGACGGGAACUGGAAGCUGAGCAGGCCUACAAGUACACAAUGAAGCUGAAAUUGAAAGAUGAGACUCUGCUUGCAGAGAUCCACACGGUACAGGAGACAGUUGGCUUUGGAAAUCCAUCUUUCUGACAUCCUUCCAGCUGAAGAAUAUUCUCUAUGGGACUAUGAGCUUCUUUCCUUCCCAGAGAAAUUAAACCCUGGAUAUUUCAUCACAUGAGGACUGGGAAUGGACAACACCAUGAACAGAAGCUCAUUCAUUUAUUUCUAUGGACUUACUGGAUGUUUUACAAGUGACAGUAAAUUAGAUGACAAUAAAAAAUAGAUUAAAAAUUAA